CGCGAGGCUUGGCGGUCGUUGCUUGGCUUGGCGGUGCUCGCUUGGCUUGGCGUGGCAGUGAUCGCUUGGCUUGGCAUUUCUGGCUUGGCGGUGCUCCUUUCACAGAUUGGAAACCGCGAGCUUUCCUGCUGGGAGGUUGUGGCCGAGGCAGUAGCUCUCUACUGAUGACCUCCAGGGGUGGAGAAAAGCGGGGAGGGUCUGAGGGGUCUCCGAAACCGACAGUCUCCGCCAUGAGGAAGACCCCUAGCGUCGGGAGCGUCCGGAGCCAGGAGGACCAGUUGUCCUUAAGCUACCGGGGGGACCGGUGGUCCUCAGACUCCAGCUGGUUAAGCGACAGCGCGGGCAGCGACAGCGAGCACGUUGAGGGCGCCUUAGACCAGCCCCAGCACGACGUCCGCCUGGAAGAUCUCUGCGAGCUCCACAGAGCUGCCCGGUCAGGCGACGUCCCCGGGGUGGAGCGCGUCCUGGCUCCUGGAGACCCUGGCGUGAACAAGAGGGAUAGGAAAGAGAGCCUUCGGCACCUAAUUCCUAAAUGUAAGAUGGAACAGUCACCUGAAAGUCUUCCUCUGAAUAACAAUCCAGAUUGGCAUCCUACUAAUUUGACCGUUAGUGAUAAGACUUGUCAGAAAUCCAAGAUUCUGAACGUUGAUGAUCAGUGUCCAUCUGUAUCACCAUCAAUGCCUGAAAAUCAGUCAGCAACCAAAGAAUUGGGACAGAUGAACUUAACAGAACAAGAAAAGAUGAACGUCUCGGGGAAUGAUAGUCUCCAUGACCUGUGCCAAUCACAGCUACCAGAAAACAAAGAGAGCAAAGAAGCAGAACAAGACUUGGAGCUGACAUCAGAGGAAGAGCAAGAAAGACUUAAAGGACAUGAAAAUAAGCAGCCACAGAAAAUGUCUCAAGAACCGGAAAUGGCUAAGGAUUCUGAUAGAGAGGAUAUACCUGUAUAUUCAAUACUUCCUCAUGCACAAAAGUCUGAGGAAAUGUGGAUCGAACAAGAUAAAUUAGAGUGGAAAAACAAAUUAAAACUUGUCACAAAUGAGUUAAAGCAGAGGUUUGGUGAAAUUCGUGAAACAUACAAAAUUCCGGUUUGUCCUGAGGAAGAGCCACUACUUGAUAACUCUAUGAGAAAAACAAAUGUAAAAGACAUUCCCUUUAAUUUGACAAAUAAUAUACCUGGUUGUGUGGAAGAAGAUGCAUCUGAAGUGUCUGUCUCAGUGGUAUUCGAGACGUUUCCUGAACAAAAUGAACCCAGUCUCAAAAGUAUCAUCCAUCCAUACUCUCAUCCAUACUCUGGGUCCCUGGAACAUGCUUGCCAGUCAUCUUCUAAGCUUCAUUUACAUGAAAAUAAAUUAGACUAUGACAGUGAUAACAAACCAGGCAUUGAACAUAUUUUUAGUAUGGAUGAAAACUUUAGUAAUGAUGCAGGCAUUAAGAAAGCAAGGAACCCAGAAGAGGUUACAGUUGAAAUGAAAGAAGGCCAAGAGUUUGAUUUGCAAAUGACAAAAAACAUGAACCAAAAUAGUGACAGUUGCAGUACAAAUAACUAUAAAAGUCUGAAACCUAAAUUAGAAAAUCUGAGUUCUUUACCACCAGAUUCUGACAGAACAUCAGAAGUAUAUCUACAUGAAGAAUUACAGCAAGACAUGCAAAAGCCUAAGACUGAGGUUGACAGGGUGGAAGAAAUGUUCCUGGCUUUGAAGAAAGAAAACGUUCAGCUUCAGAAAGAGGUUGAAGAAGAAGUGGAGAAGCACAGAAGUAAUAGCACAGAAUUAUCAGGAAACCCAGCUCAUGGUGCUGCUGCUGGCAAUAAUGAUGAUGGACUAAAUCAGCAGUUUCCUAGGAAGAAGAAGAAAGGGCAUGACAGGCCUGCAGAUAAAACAUCUAAUGAAAAGAACAAGGUCAAAAACCAAGUACAUCCUGAGGCUGACUUUGCUGACUCAGUGGGGCCAUCUGAAAUGGCCUCAGAGGAUUGUGAGUUAUCUCACUCUACUUAUGAGAAUUUUUUGUUGCUGAUUGAACAACUUGGAAUGGAGUGUAAAGAUUCUGUUAGCCUAUCAAGAAUCCAAGACACAUUUUGUUUCUAUGAGCACUUACUGAAACUUAAGAAUAAUGACUAUGAACAACUUACAGUAAAAAUUAAACAAACAGAAAAUACAGUCAGUGUACUACAAAAGGAGCUACCUGAAACAAAAAAGACAGAAUUACAGUUAGAGCUUCAAAAAAUUGAAUUGGAGAAACAGCUGUACAGUUUGAGACUUGCCUUAAAACAAGAAAAAGAGGAGAAAGGAAAUGCUGUCAUGUUAUAUAAUAAAUAUAGUGAACAGUUAAGACUAAAAGAAGAGGAAUGUGGGAAAGAGGUUGAAACGAAGCAACGACUUAAAUGGACACUGAGAAGACUCGUUAAGGAGUUGAAGACAGUAAGAAACAGCUUGGAUCUGGUUGUGCAGGAGCGAAACGAUGUCCAGAAGCAACUUUCUGAAGAACAGAAUGCCAGAAUAUUACAAGAUCAGAUUCUGACGAGUAAACAAAAGGAGCUAGAAAUUGCUCAAAAGAAAAUGAAUUCUGAGAUUUCUCAUAGGCAUAAAAAAGAAAAGGAUCUCUUGCAUGAAAAUUGCAUGUUGCAGGAAGAAAUUGCCUUGCUGAGACUGGAAAUAGAUACAGUAAAUAAUCAGAACCAGCAAAAGGAAAAGAAAUAUUUUGAAGACAUUGAGGUUGUGAAAGAAAAGAAUGAUAACCUUCAAAAAAUUAUAAAACUAAAUGAGGAAAAAUUAACAGAAACAAUACUGCAGUACAGUGGACAGCUGAACGAUCUGACAGCUGAGAAUAAAAUACUCAAUUCUGAACUGGAAAAUGAGAAACAGAACCAAGAAAGACUGGAAAUAGAAAUGGAAUCGUAUCGUUGUAGACUGGCUGCUGCUCUACAUGAUUGUGAUCAAAGUCAGACAUCAAGAGUCCCAAAACUUGAUUUCCAGAGAACAAGACAAGAGUGGAUUCAUUUACAGGACAAAAGAAAGGUUGAUAUGUCUGACCUACAAGCUAAGACUGAGAUUCUUUCUGAAAAACUUUCUAAUGCUGAAAGUAAAAUCAGCAGCCUACAAAUUCAGCUCCAUAACACAAGAGAUGCUGUUGAAAGAAAGAGUUUGAUUUUGGAACGUUUGCAAAGAGACCUCAGCCAAACACACUGUGAGAAGAAAGAAAUUGAACAAAUGUACCAAACUGAACAACGCAAACUGAAGAAAUACAUUGCCAAGCAGGAAUCUGUAGAGGAGAGAUUAUCUCAACUACAAAGGGAAAAUACAUUGCUUCCACAGCAACUUGAUGAUGCUCACAAGAAAGCUAACAGUCAAGAAAAGACAAUCAGUACUAUCCAAGACCAAUUUCAUGCUUUUGCCAAAAAUCUUCAAGCUGAGAGUGAAAAGAAGAUUCUUUCACUACAAGAGAAGAACAAGGAGUUGAUGGAUGAAUAUAAUCAUUUACAAGAAAGAAUGCAUCAAUGUGAGAAAGAGAAAGCACGAAGAAAAGUUGACCUUAUAGAAGCACAGGAAACUGCACCUUCACGAUGUCUACAUCUGGAUGCAGAGAAUGAAGUUCUUCAACUUCAACAGACAUUAUUCUCUAUGAAAGCAAUACAAAAGCAAUGUGAAACACUACAGAAGAAUAAGAAGCAGCUGAAACGAGAAGUAGUAAACCUCAAAAGUUAUAUGGAGAGAAAUAUGUUAGAAUGUGUUGAAGCUGAACAGCAUAAACUGUUGAUUAAAGAAAAAGCAAAGAAAGAGAUAGCAGAAAAAUUAAACGAAGCCAUUCUCACCUUGCAGAAACAAGCAGCAGUAUCUCAAGAACAGUUAGCACAGUUAAGGGAGGAUAAUACUACUUCAGUAAAAACUCAGAUGGAACUCACAAUCAAAAAUCUGGAAUCUGAAAUCUCCAGAAUAAACACUUCGUCAGCCGACUUUAAUAAAACCGAAUUGGAAAGAUAUAAGGAACUCUACCUAGAAGAAGUAAAAGUUAGAGAAUCCUUGUCAAAUGAACUGAAUAGAACUAAUGAGAAGAUAGCAGAGGUCAGUGCGCAACUUACUGUGGAGAAAGAGCUAACCAGAUCUCCAUUCGCUGCUUGUAGUACAAGGCCCAUCCUAGAGCCACCUUGUGCUGGAAAUCUUAAUGAUAGUGAAGAUCUCAACAGAAAACAUAUUCCAAGAAAAAAGAAGUCUGCUCCUGAGAGCAUGGAGAGCUACUUGUUGAAGAUGCAGCAGAAGUUGCAAAAUGAUAUAACUACAGAAGUAACAGCUGCUACUAAAUGUGAACCUGAACCAUAUGUAGCUUCUCCUCCAGAAUCUGCAUACCAGAAAAAUCUGAAUCAAGAUCCAGUGUUGGAAGCAACAAAAGAAUAUGUACAGAUUUUAAGCAGAAAAUACAUGAUCUGAAAGAUAAGGCAAUUUUAUUUCUGGGCUGUUGACAUGAUAUUUUGUUUCCCAUUAAGUAUAUGAUGUGAACAUUUUUACUAAAGGGAAAUAUUCUGUAUUGUACAUGUCUGAUGAAAAUUUAUAUAGUAUUUUAAAUAAUGUUUCUUGGCCUCUUCAGCUAACUUUUAAGUGAUUUUGCAAAUGAAAACCACUAUUAUUGAGUUUUACUUACUCAAACCACCCAAAUGUUAGCUGUUUUAAACAGCCAAAUAAUCAAGUUGCCAUUAACAAUUUAGUGGAGUCAACUGAUGGCUUAUUUGUAUUUUAUAAUUUUUAUCUUUAUAUAUAGUGAUAGAUUUAAGUUUAAGAUAGACAUUAUUUUGGUAUACUGGUACUGUGGUCAUAGUCAAUGUUUGGAUGUAUUGCAAUUGUUAUAGUGCAAUAAAACUUAGAUAAUUUUAAUUUUAAGCACUGAUUUAUAUAGAUCUUUUCCUGUGGAAAAAUAAGGUUUGCCUAAGCCUUUUCAUUUUUUCUAUUUAUUGUUUCAUUUCUUUAUUUGAUUAACUUUUGGGAAACAGUCUUAAAAUUGCAGAAAAUUUCCACAUUUUAAGAAAAAUAACUUUCCCCCUGUGGGCCAUUUGAGAGUAAAUUGCUCACAUUAUGCCAUCACAUCUGAUAUCUUUAGUGGGCAUUCCCACAAGUCAGGACAUUUUACAUAACUACUUCAUAACCAGAAAGUUAACAUCAAUACAUUUGAUCAUUUAAUUCUCAUUUCCUUUUCAAGUUUUGUUAAUUAUCUAUAAUGUUCUUUGCCGCAAAAAGAUCCCAUUCAGGUCCAUGAAUUGCAUUUAGUUGUCAUGACUCUUUCAGUCUGAAACAGUUCCUCAGUUUUUCUUUGACCUUUAUGACCUUAAAUCUUUUGAAGAAUAAAGUCCAAUAAUACAGAAUGUUCCUCCAUUGGAUUUCUCUGAAUUUUUUUAUGAUAAGAUUUAGAUGAUAAUUUUUUUGGGCAAGAGUAUCACAGAAGUUAUCCCAUGAUCUUCUUACUGCAUUCUAUCAGGUGACCUGCAAUUACUAUUAUUUUUUAUUUCCAUCUUUUAUUUUAAGUUCAGGGGUGCACAUGCAGGAUGUGCAGGUUUGUUACAUAGGUAAAUAUGUGCCAUGGUGGUUUGCUGUACAGACCAUCCCAUCACCUAGAUAUUAAUAAUAGUCCAGCAUCCAUUAGCUAUUCUUCAUGAUGCUCUCCCUUCUCUCACCCGCCACCCUACCACAAGCCCCUGUGUGUGUUGUUCCCCGCCAUGUGUCCAUGUGUUCUCAUUAUUCAGCUCCCACUUAUAAGUGAGAGCAUGCAGUAUUUCAUUUUCUAUUUCUGCGCUGAUUUACUGAGGAUAAUGUUCUGCAGCUCCAUCCAUGUCCUGGCAAAGGACAUGUCUCAUUCCUUUUCAUGGCUGCAUAGUAUUCCAUGGUGUAUAUGUACUGCAUUUUCUUUAUCUAGUCUAUCAUUGAUGGGCAUUUACGUUGAUUCCUUGUCUUUGCUAUUGUGAAUAGUGCUGCAAUGAACAUACGUGUGCAUGUAUCUUUAUCCUAGAAUUAUUUAUAUUCCUUUGGGUAUAUACUAAGUAAUGGGAUUGCUAGGUUAAAUGGUAUUUCAGGUUCUAGGUCUUUGAGGAAUCACCAUACCGUCUUCCACACUGGUUGAACUAAUUUACACUUCCACCAACAGUGUAAAAGCAUUCUUGUUUCUCCAUAAUCUUGCCAGCAUCUUUUUAUUUUUUUGAAUUAUAGUCAUUCUGACUGUUGUGAGAUGGUGUCUCAUGUGGUUUUGAUUUGCAUUUCUCUGAUGAUCAGUUAUGUUGAGGUUUUUCUGUUUGUUGGUUGCAUGUAUGCCUUCUUUUGAGAAGUGUCUGUUUGUGUCCUUUGACCACUUUCUAAUGGGGUUGAGUUUGUAUUUUUUUUCUUGUAAAUUUGUUUAAGUUCCUUGUAGAUGCUGGAUAUUAGACCUUUGUCAGAUGGAUAGAGUGCAAAAAUUUUCUCCCAUUCUGUAGGUUGUCUGUUUACUCUGUUGAUAGGUUCUUAUGCUGUGCAGAAGCUGUUUAGUUUAAUUAAAUCCCAUUUGUCAAUUUUAGCUUUUGUUGCAAUUGCUUUUGGCAUCUUCAUCAUGAAGUCUUUGCCCUUGCCUGUGUCCUGAAUGGCAUUGCCUAGGUUUUCUUCCAGGAUUUUUAUAGUUUGGGGUUGUAGAUUUAAGUCUUUAAUCCAUCUUGAGUUAACUUUUGUAUAUGGUUUAAGGAAGGGGUCCAGUUUCAAUUUUCUGCAUAUGGCUAGCCAGUUCUCCCAGCACCAUUUAUUGCUUGCUUUUGUCAAGUUUGUCAAAGAGUAAAAGAUCACAUGGUUGUAGGUGUGUCGUCUUAUUUCUGGGUUCUGUAUUGUUCCAUUGGUCUAUGUGUUGGUUUUAUACCAGCACCAUGCUGUUUUAGUUACUGUAGUCUUGCAGUAUAGCUUGAAGCUGGGUAGUGUGAUGCCUCUAGCUUUGUUCUUCUUGCUUAGGAUUGUCUUGGCUAUUUGGUCUCUUUUUUUUGGUUCCAUAUGAGUUUUAAAAUAGCUUUUUCUAGGUCUGUGAAGAGUGUCAAUAGUAGUUUAAUGGGCCUGGCAUUUAAUUUACAAAUUGCCUUGGGCAGUGUGGUCAUUUUCACGAUAUUGAUCCUUUCUGUCUGUGAGCAUAUACGUUUUUCCACUUCUUUGUGUCUUCUCUGAUUUCUUUGAAUAAUGGUUUGUAGUUAUCCUUGAAAAGGUCGUUCACUUUUCUUUUAACUGUAUUCCUAGGUAUUUUACUCUUCUUGUAGCAAUUGUGAAUGGGAGUUAAUUCAAGAUUUUGUUCUCAGCUUGCCUGUUUUUGGUGUAUAGGAAUGCUAGUGAUUUUUGUACGUUGCUUUUGUAUCCUGAGACUUUGAUGAAGUUGCUUAUCAGCUUAAGAGUUUUUGAGCUGAGAUGAUGGAGUUUUCUAGAUAUAUGAUCAUGUCAUCUGCAAACAAAGAUAGUUUGACUUCCUGUCUUCCUAUUUGAAUAACUUUUCUUUCUUUCUCUUGCCUGAUUGCCCUGGUGAGAAUUUCUAAUACUACAUUGAAUAGGAGUGGUGAGAGAGGGCAUCUUUGUCUUCUGUCAGUUUUCCAAGGGAACGCUUUCAGGUUUUCAGGUAUUCAGGCAACAAAUAACAUGAUGAAUAGAAUAGUACCUCACAUCUCAAUGCUUAUGUUGAACAUAAAUGGCCUAAAUGCUCUACUUAAAAGAUACAGAAUGGCAUAAUGGGUAAGCAUUCACCAACCAAGUUGCUGCUGUCUUCAGGAGAUUCCCCUAACACAUAAGAACUCACAUAAACUUAAGGCAAAGGGAUGGAAAAUGACACUUCAUCCAAAUGGACACCAAAGCUGAGUAGAAGUAGCUAUUCUUAGAUCAGACAAAACAGACCUAAAGGCCACAGCAGUUUAAAAAGACAAAGAGGGACAUUAUAUAAUGAUAAAAGGACUAGUUCAACAGGAAAAUAUCACAGUCCUAAAUAUAUAUGCACCUAACACUAGAGAUCCCAAAUUCAUAAAACAAUUACUACUAGACCUAAGAAAUGAGGUAGUCAGCAACACAACAAUGGUGGGGGAUGUUAAUACUCCUCUGGCAGCACUAGACAGGUCACCAAGACAGAAAGUCAACAAAGAAACAACGGACUUAAACUAUACCCUAGAACAAAUGGACUUAACAGAUAUUUACAGAACAUUCUACCCAACAAGCAUAGAAUAUACAUUGUAUUCAUCAGAACAUGGAACAUUCUCCAAAAUAGACCACAUGAUAGGGCACAAAAUAAGUCUCAGUAAAUUUAAGAAAAUCAAAAUUAUGUCAAGUACUCUCUCAGAUCACAGUGGAAUAAAAUUGGAAAUUAACUCCAAAAAGAACACUCAAAAGCAUGCAUAUACAUGGUAAUUAAAUAACCUGCUCCUGAAUGAUUGUUGGGUCAACAAUGAAAUCAAGAGGGAAAUUCAAAAAUUCUUUGAACUGAAUGAUAAUAGUGACACAACCUAUCAAAAACUCUGGGAUACAGCAAAAGUGGAGCUAAGAGGAAAAUUCAUAGCAUUAAAUGCCUACAUCAGAAAGUCUGGAAGAGCACAAAUAAAUAAUCUGAGGUCACACCUCACAGAACUGGAGAAACUAGAACAAUCCAAAUCCAAACCCAGCAGAAGAAAAGAAAUAACAAAUACCAGAACAGAACUAAAUGAAA
This is a messenger RNA of Cercocebus atys (sooty mangabey), 8664 nucleotides long. It is a transcript of the gene CCDC144NL, whose product is annotated as coiled-coil domain containing 144 family, N-terminal like. The transcript has 17 exons. The record is from RefSeq and is a predicted model, not a curated record. The coding region runs from base 165 to 4424 and encodes 1419 amino acids. Lineage: Eukaryota; Metazoa; Chordata; Mammalia; Primates; Cercopithecidae.